AGCGCGCUUCUGCAUUUUGUGCGCGCGUGCGCCUGUGUGUGCAAUGACUGAGCGACAGGGAGAGGCCGGCUCUGCAACAGCGAGCACGUGAACAGCGGGGAGGGGUCGCCGUGAACUCCACGCCCCUCUGUGACGAGCAUCCUUUUUACAGAACGGCUGAUGGCAGCUUGGCCAGACGCAGCGGCAACAGCGGCAGGAGUAGGAGCAGGAAUGGAAAGCAUCCCCCGGCAAUCAGAUUCGGAUUACCGUGUCCCCGUCGCCACGGAGAUGUCUUUUUUCUUUGCAGGAAGUGGAGCACUUCUGGAGAGUCUUGUUGCGUCAUCCCCGCGUGAGAUAUCUACAUUGGACUAGAAAAUCGUACUUGUGACAUUCAAGCUGUUUUGGAAACAACACGAGAGGAGCUACCGGCCUCUCUUGCUUCAGCGCUUUAACGGGGGGUUUGCCAAAUUUUUGUUAAAAAAUUUUAAAAAACAGAAGAUGACCGCCAUGCAGAAGCUGCUGCAGCUGCCCGUAAGCGCGGUAAACAUGGUGAAGACGGUGCAGAGUCAGGUGCAGGGCCACGAGGAGGACAAGAGCCCGGUGCUCACCCCCGAUGGCGGGCAGCAGACCUGGUACAGCGCCCUGAGGCCCGACGAGUUGCGCCACCUCCGCUCAGGGAGCAGCAGCGCAGGAGGAGGAGGAGGAGGUGGAUGUGGUGGCGAUGGAGGAAGAGAUCAAGAGGAACGAGCACCACUGGAGGAAGGUGGCGGCGGUAACGGGAGCUCACAAAGUCAACCUUUGCGACACGACGACCUGAAGGAGAUGCUGGACAGCAACAAAGACUCUCUGAAGCUGGAGGCCAUGAAACGCAUUGUGGCAAUGAUCGCUCGAGGUAAAAACGCGUCAGACCUCUUCCCUGCGGUGGUGAAAAAUGUGGCUUGUAAAAAUAUCGAGGUGAAGAAGCUGGUCUACGUUUACCUCGUGCGCUACGCUGAAGAGCAGCAAGACCUCGCCCUGCUCUCCAUCUCCACCUUCCAGCGAGGCUUGAAGGAUCCCAACCAACUGAUCAGAGCCAGCGCGCUGCGAGUUCUGUCCAGCAUCCGAGUCACCAUCAUCGUUCCCAUCAUGAUGUUGGCCAUUAAAGAGGCUGCUUCGGACAUGUCUCCGUACGUCCGGAAAACUGCUGCCCACGCCAUUCCUAAGCUCUACAGUCUGGAUCCAGACCAGAAGGACCAGCUGAUUGAAGUCAUCGAGAAGCUCCUCGCUGACAAAACCACUCUGGUGGCAGGCAGCGUGGUCAUGGCCUUUGAGGAGGUGUGCCCGGAGCGGAUCGACUUGAUCCACAAGAACUACAGGAAACUGUGCAACCUCCUGAUCGACGUGGAGGAGUGGGGCCAAGUGGUCAUCAUCAACAUGCUGACGCGCUACGCCAGGACACAGUUCCUCAACCCCAACAUCAAUGAGUCCCUACUGGAGGAGGGCGGGAGCGGCGACAAGACCUUCUACGGCUCCGAUGGCAACGACGACGACGACGAAGACGAGGAGGACAAGGAGAAGAAGGCCGAGGCCGCCGCCCUGGCCAAGCGGAAACCUUACGUGAUGGAUCCCGACCACCGGCUGCUGCUGAGGAACACCAAGCCGCUCCUGCAGAGUCGCAACGCAGCUGUGGUGAUGGCCGUGGCUCAGCUCUACUUCCAUCUCGCUCCCAAAGCGGAGGUCGGCGUGAUCGCCAAGGCUCUGGUGCGUCUUCUGCGGAGUCACAGUGAAGUCCAGUAUGUUGUUCUUCAAAACGUGGCCACUAUGACCAUUAAAAGAAGGGGGAUGUUUGAACCUUACCUGAAGAGUUUCUAUAUCCGCUCCACAGACCCGACACAGAUAAAAAUCCUGAAGCUGGAGGUUCUCACCAAUCUUGCCAAUGAGACAAACAUCUCCACGAUUCUUCGAGAGUUUCAGACAUACAUCAAAAGCGUGGAUAAAGACUUUGUGGCCGCCACCAUCCAAGCCAUCGGCCGCUGCGCCACCAACAUCGGAGAAGUGAGGGACACGUGUCUGAACGGCCUGGUGCAACUGCUCUCCAACAGAGACGAGUUGGUGGUGGCUGAGUCGGUGGUGGUGAUCAAGAAGCUGCUGCAGAUGCAGCCCGAGAAGCACAGCGACAUCAUCAAACACAUGGCCAAACUGACGGACAACAUCCAGGUGCCGAUGGCGCGGGCCAGCAUCCUGUGGCUGAUCGGGGAAUACUGCGAGCACGUGCCCAAGAUUGCCCCGGAUGUCCUGAGGAAGAUGGCCAAGUCCUUCACCAACGAGGAGGACAUUGUCAAGCUGCAGAUACUCAACUUGGCCGCCAAGCUCUACCUCACCAACUCCAAACAGACCAAACUGUUGACGCAGUAUGUCCUCAACCUGGCCAAGUACGACCAGAACUACGACAUCCGCGAUCGGGCGCGCUUCAUCCGCCAGCUCAUCGUGCCCACCGAGAAGAGCGGAGCCCUCAGCAAAUACGCCAAGAAACUCUUCCUGGCCCUCAAGCCUGCGCCUGUCCUGGAAUCUCCGUUUAAAGAUCGAGACCACUUCCAGCUGGGCUCGCUGUCCCACCUGCUGAACGCCAAAGCCGGCGGCUACCAGGAGUUGCCCGACUGGCCGGAAGCCGCCCCAGACCCCUCCGUGCGCAACGUGGAGUCCUGCCAGGUAUUUUCGCUGCUUGAGCGAGUCACAACGUUGACCAGCGUGCCGGAAUGGACCAAGUGCAGCAGCCGAGAGAAGAGGAAGGAGAAAAAAGUCGAAAAGCCCUUCUACUCUGAUUCUGAGGGCGAGUCUGGGCCAACCGAGUCCGCUGACAGCGAGUCCUACUCCUCCAGCGGCUCCGACAGCGCGAGUGCGAGCGCCGAAAGCGGCUCCGGAUCCCAGAGCGAAGAAAGCGAAGACGCUUCCGACUCGGAGGAGGAGGAGGAGGAGGAGGACAAAAAGAAGGUGUGGAAGAAAGAAUUCAAGAAGCUGGCGCAAGGAAGCGAAAGUGAGCAGAGCAGCGAAAGCGAUGAGAGGAAGCGUGCAAGGAAGAGCAAACAACAGAAGAGCGAAUCGGAGUCGGAGACGGACGGAGACGAGGAAAGCGAUUCCGAAAGCAGCCAAUCUGAAUCUGACGACUCCGAGUCGGAGGUGGAUGUCAAAAACAAGAAGGCAGUGCAAUCAAAAGCCCCCUCCAAGCCCGUCAUAAAAGAGACCAAGAAAGAAAAGAAAGAAAUGUCGUUGCUGGACCUUGACGACUUCGAACCCGCCCCUUCGCCUCAAGUCACGCCCGUCAACUCCUUCCUGUCCAGCAGUCUCGUGACCGACCUGGAGGGCUUGUCAUUGUCCGACUCGGUUCUCUCACCCGCGGCCAUCUCGCCGUCGGGCACGCAGAAGUGCUACGAGCUGCUGCACCGCAUCUCUGGCGAGGGCCUGUCGGUGGAGUACUGCUUCAGCCGCCAGCCCUUCGGCCCCGACGCCAACAUGGUGGCGGUGCAGAUGCAUUUUGCCAACAGCGCCGCCACGGACGCCAAGAACCUGCACAUGGAGGACGUCAAGCUGCAGUCUGGCAUGAGGGUCACGGACUUCCCGGAAAUCGAGCUGCUGCCUGCGGGUGAGACGACCACCGCUGUGAUGGGCAUCGACUUCUGCGACUCCACACAAGCGGCAAAUUUCCAGCUGUGUACUCACAGCAGGAAGUUUUUCGUGUCCAUCCAGCCGCCGGUCGGAGAGCUGAUGAAACCGGUUUUCAUGACCGAGAACGAGUUUAAAAAGGAACAAGGUCAGCUCAUGGGCAUGAAUGAGAUCACAGAGAAGCUGACGCUGGACGUGAAGUGCCGGAACGAGCACGCCAUCGUCCAGAGGGUGUCGGCCGCCGCCAACCUCAGCAGAGUGCCCUGCGGCUCCGACAAGGAGUGCAGGUUUGCCGGCCGGACGGUGAGCGGGGGCAGCCUGGUGCUCGUCACCGUGGCCACCGAGGAGGACGGCAGUGCCCGGCUGACUCUCAACUGCGAGAAGAUGGUGAUCGGCACCAUGCUGGUCAAGGACGUGCUGCUGGCUCUCACGCAGUGAAUCUUUGUGGGAUUUCCUUUUUUUUUUUUUUCUUUGUGACAAUCGCAUCUGCUCACGAGAACGACAUGAUGACAGCAA
This is a messenger RNA of Hippocampus comes (tiger tail seahorse), 4134 nucleotides long. It is a transcript of the gene ap3b2, whose product is annotated as adaptor related protein complex 3 subunit beta 2. Bases 478 to 4056 code for a protein of 1192 amino acids. Gene Ontology annotation, biological process: vesicle-mediated transport; intracellular protein transport. The record is from RefSeq and is a predicted model, not a curated record. Gene Ontology annotation, cellular component: membrane coat; AP-3 adaptor complex. The transcript is spliced from 27 exons. Lineage: Eukaryota; Metazoa; Chordata; Actinopteri; Syngnathiformes; Syngnathidae.